Messenger RNA from Acaulospora colombiana, 506 nucleotides. NCBI's taxonomy places the organism in Eukaryota, Fungi, Glomeromycota, Glomeromycetes, Diversisporales, Acaulosporaceae. The record is from the annotation of a GenBank genome assembly.
AUGGGCAACAAUCGUCCCAAUGCCAACAUCUGCACCAUGACUUGCAGCGGUGACUCGAGCCAGACUUGCGGUGGACCCGAUGCCAUCAACAUCUACGUCAAGGAUAGCUACGCAUACACCACUGGUCCGGCCUCUGUUCUCCCUUCGUACAAUGGAUACGAUGUCACUCAGUGCUGGCAGGACGCUUCGAACAACCGCAUCCUGAAGCAAGGACCCGCUACUUCGAUCCCAUACGACCAGAUGACCGCCCAAAAGUGCGUUGACGGAUGUGCCGCCGCCGGCUUCUCUUCAGCUGGCGUAGAGUAUGGAGGUGAAUGCUACUGCGACAAUGUCACGCUCCCACCUGGCCAAAGCGAAUCGAUCAGCGAGAAUAGAGGUGGCGGGAUUGUUGCCAUUGUAAGAGGCAAGAGGAGACGCAGGACCGGUGGUAUACUGAUAGCCAUCUUUGACGUAGAUGCUGAUUGCGUCGGGUCCUCCGCAAAUUUGAGUAGAAUCACCAGCACAAG